AUGGAGACUGCAAACAGCUUUGUAUUGAUCCAUGGAAAGAACAUCUCCCACAGUGCUGCGGCGGGGGGCACGGCAGGACCCCCCAUGUCCAUAGACAAGCUGUUUCCGGCCCUGCUGGAGUGCUUCGGCAUCAUCCUGUGCGGCUACAUCGCAGGGAGGGCGGACAUCAUCACAGAGAGCCAGGCCAAGGGACUGGGGAACUUUGUGUCUAAGUUUGCUCUUCCUGCGCUGCUGUUUAAGAACAUGGUGCUGCUGGACUUUGGAGACGUCAUCUGGGCCUUUCUGUGGAGUGUGCUGGUGGCCAAGGUCACAGUGUUCGUCCUGGUGUGUGUGCUGACUCUGGUGGUUGCCAGUCCUGAGAGCAGACAGGAGGAGGUACUGAAGGAGGUGUGCAGACAGGAGGAGGUACUGAAGGAGGUGUGCAGACAGGAGGAGGUACUGAAGGAGGUGUGCAGACAGGAGGAGGUACUGAAGGAGGUGUGCAGACAGGAGGAGGUACUGAAGGAGGUGUGCAGACAGGAGGAGGUACUGAAGGAGGUGUGCAGACAGGAGGAGGUACUGAAGGAGGUGUGCAGACAGGAGGAGGUACUGAAGGAGGUGUGCAGACAGGAGGAGGUACUGAAGGAGGUGUGCAGACAGGAGGAGGUACUGAAGGAGGUGUGCAGAGAGGAGGAGGUCCUGAAGGAGGUGUGCAGACAGGAGGAGGUCCUGAAGGAGGUGUGCAGACAGGAGGAGGUACUGAAGGAGGUGUGCAGACAGGAGGAGGUACUGAAGGAGGUGUGCAGACAGGAGGAGGUACUGAAGGAGGUGUGCAGACAGGAGGAGGUACUGAAGGAGGUGUGCAGACAGGAGGAGGAGGAGGUACUGAAGGAGGUGUGCAGACAGGAGGAGGUACUGAAGGAGGUGUGCAGACAGGAGGAGGUACUGAAGGAGGUGUGCAGACAGGAGGAGGUACUGAAGGAGGUGUGCAGACAGGAGGAGGUACUGAAGGAGGUGUGCAGACAGGAGGAGGUACUGAAGGAGGUGUGCAGACAGGAGGAGGUACUGAAGGAGGUGUGCAGACAGGAGGAGGUACUGAAGGAGGUGUGCAGACAGGAGGAGACAGGAGGAGGUACUGAAGGAGGUGUGCAGACAGGAGGAGGUACUGAAGGAGGUGUGUACAGACAGGAGGAGGUACUGAAGGAGGUGUGCAGACAGGAGGAGGUACUGAAGGAGGUGUGCAGACAGGAGGAGGUACUGAAGGAGGUGUGCAGACAGGAGGAGGUACUGAAGGAGGUGUGCAGACAGGAGGAGGUACUGAAGGAGGUGUGCAGACAGGAGGAGGUACUGAAGGAGGUGUGCAGACAGGAGGAGGUACUGAAGGAGGUGUGCAGACAGGAGGAGGUACUGAAGGAGGUGUGCAGACAGGAGGAGGUACUGAAGGAGGUGUGCAGACAGGAGGAGGUACUGAAGGAGGUGUGCAGACAGGAGGAGGUACUGAAGGAGGUGUGCAGACAGGAGGAGGUACUGAAGGAGGUGUGCAGACAGGAGGAGGUACUGAAGGAGGUGUGCAGACAGGAGGAGGUACUGAAGGAGGUGUGCAGACAGGAGGAGGUACUGAAGGAGGUGUGCAGACAGGAGGAGGUACUGAAGGAGGUGUGCAGACAGGAGGAGGUACUGAAGGAGGUGUGCAGACAGGAGGAGGUACUGAAGGAGGUGCAGACAGAGGAACAGGAGGAGGUACUGAAGGAGGUGUGCAGACAGGAGGAGGUACUGAAGGAGGUGUGCAGACAGGAGGAGGUACUGAAGGAGGUGUGCAGACAGGAGGAGGUACUGAAGGAGGUGUGCAGACAGGAGGAGGUACUGAAGGAGGUGUGCAGACAGGAGGAGGUACUGAAGGAGGUGUGCAGACAGGAGGAGGUACUGAAGGAGGUGUGCAGACAGGAGGAGGUACUGAAGGAGGUGUGCAGACAGGAGGAGGUACUGAAGGAGGUGUGCAGACAGGAGGAGGUACUGAAGGAGGUGUGCAGACAGGAGGAGGUACUGAAGGAGGUGUGCAGACAGGAGGAGGUACUGAAGGAGGUGUGCAGACAGGAGGAGGUACUGAAGGAGGUGUGCAGACAGGAGGAGGUACUGAAGGAGGUGUGCAGACAGGAGGAGGUACUGAAGGAGGUGUGCAGACAGGAGGAGGUACUGAAGGAGGUGUGCAGACAGGAGGAGGUACUGAAGGAGGUGUGCAGACAGGAGGAGGUACUGAAGGAGGUGUGCAGACAGGAGGAGGUACUGAAGGAGGUGUGCAGACAGGAGGAGGUACUGAAGGAGGUGUGCAGACAGGAGGAGGUACUGAAGGAGGUGUGCAGACAGGAGGAGGUACUGAAGGAGGGUGUGCAGACAGGAGGAGGUACUGAAGGAGGUGUGCAGACAGGAGGAGGUACUGAAGGAGGUGUGCAGACAGGAGGAGGUACUGAAGGAGGUGUGCAGACAGGAGGAGGUACUGAAGGAGGUGUGCAGACAGGAGGAGGUACUGAAGGAGGUGUGCAGACAGGAGGAGGUACUGAAGGAGGUGUGCAGACAGGAGGAGGUACUGAAGGAGGUGUGCAGACAGGAGGAGGUACUGAAGGAGGUGUGCAGACAGGAGGAGGUACUGAAGGAGGUGUGCAGACAGGAGGAGGUACUGAAGGAGGUGUGCAGACAGGAGGAGGUACUGAAGGAGGUGUGCAGACAGGAGGAGGUACUGAAGGGGUGUGCAGACAGGAGGAGGUACUGAAGGAGGUGUGCAGACAGGAGGAGGUACUGAAGGAGGUGUGCAGACAGGAGGAGGUACUGAAGGAGGUGUGCAGACAGGAGGAGGUACUGAAGGAGGUGUGCAGACAGGAGGAGGUACUGAAGGAGGUGUGCAGACAGGAGGAGGUACUGAAGGAGGUGUGCAGACAGGAGGAGGUACUGAAGGAGGUGUGCAGACAGGAGGAGGUACUGAAGGAGGUGUGCAGACAGGAGGAGGUACUGAAGGAGGUGUGCAGACAGGAGGAGGUACUGAAGGAGGUGUGCAGACAGGAGGAGGUACUGAAGGAGGUGUGCAGACAGGAGGAGGUACUGAAGGAGGUGUGCAGACAGGAGGAGGUACUGAAGGAGGUGUGCAGACAGGAGGAGGUACUGAAGGAGGUGUGCAGACAGGAGGAGGUACUGAGGAGGUGUGCAGACAGGAGGAGGUCUGAGGAGGUGUGCAGACAGGAGGAGGUACUGAAGGAGGUGUGCAGACAGGAGGAGGUACUGAAGGAGGUGUGCAGACAGGAGGAGGUACUGAAGGAGGUGUGCAGACAGGAGGAGGUACUGAAGGAGGUGUGCAGACAGGAGGAGGUACUGAAGGAGGUGUGCAGACAGGAGGAGGUACUGAAGGAGGUGUGCAGACAGGAGGAGGUACUGAAGGAGGUGUGCAGACAGGAGGAGGUACUGGAAGGAGUUGUGCAGACAGGAGGAGGUACUGAAGGAGGUGUGCAGACAGGAGGAGGUACUGAAGGAGGUGUGCAGACAGGAGGAGUGGACGCCCUGUACCGCAGUACUUACCCAGAGUACCUGCAGUACAUUUACCUGGUGGCCCCCGUGUCCCUCAUGGUCCUGAACCCCAUCGGCUUCGCCCUCUGUGAGAUCCAGAGGUGGAGACAGAACGGACACUCAGAGGGAAGCACCUUCCCCAUCGUCGCAGUGGUCAUUCUGAAGUCCAGAGAGUACUGGUGUAUAAGCUCCUGA
Molecule: messenger RNA, 3726 nt
Organism: Knipowitschia caucasica
Lineage: Eukaryota; Metazoa; Chordata; Actinopteri; Gobiiformes; Gobiidae
Source: the annotation of a GenBank genome assembly